UCUCCUCGGCGACACCCGCGAGGCCGCGUUCCUCUGGUCGCGGAUUCGUACCGGGUGACUCGAGGCGGGACAGUCGCUGCCGUCAAAUCGAGAAGGAGGCUGAUCCACGAUCGUGCAAAUGUCUCGCGGGCGUAGGAAAAAACUGCACGUACUCGGCGCGAUCGAGUGAGAAAAAUCGGGAAGCUUAAAUUCUUUCUUUUCUUUUUUUUCUUUCAUCUUUUGAAACGAGAUCCUCGCGGAUACGGAUUUGGGAAGUGAGGCCCGCUAGCGGACCUUGGUCAUGAACUACGAGUUUUGAGGAGAAACCCAACUGCGACUUCGCGAAAGUACCAGACUCGUUCACGCACACCAUGGCGGAAAAGAAUGCGGAGACGGUCGACCCGGAAAAGACAUCUCUGGUUGACUCGUCGAUGCGACCUAAGAUUCAGCCGGCCGCUUUGGAAGAUGGAAGAACUCCAUUGACGCCGAAUGGAUCCCAACAUGAUCCAGAAGCUGGGAAGACCGAGAGAGGCAGUGCGCUCAGACAAGUGUUGGCUGCCUUCGUGGCUCAACUCGGCACCAUUAACACCGGAAUGGUCUUCGGAUUCUCGGCCAUUGCCAUUCCGCAGCUCAAGGAGCCUGACAGCAUGAUAACCAUUAAUACGGAGUCCGAAGAGUCAUGGAUCGCCAGCAUGUCAGCCAUCGGCACACCAAUUGGCUGCCUGACUUCGGGGUACAUGAUGGACAUCCUAGGCAGGAAAAGAUCCUUGAUAAUAACCGAGAUUCCAGCACUGCUAGGUUGGAUCCUGAUCAGCACCGCUACGGACAUUCGAAUGAUCUACGCAGGAAGAUUCUUCGUAGGCCUGGGCUCGGGUAUGGUAGGAGCACCGGCAAGAGUUUACACCAGCGAAGUGACUCAACCUCAUCUCCGAGGAAUGCUGACAGCUGUAGCUAGUGUCGGAGUGAGCACUGGAGUGCUCAUCGAAUACGCUCUGGGUAGCAUGCUCCGGUGGAACAUCUGUGCUGGAAUAAGUGCCAUUCUACCCCUGAUGGCUCUCCUUCUGAUGUUCAUCUUUCCGGAGACACCCUCUUACUUGAUAUCCAGGAAUAACCCCCAAGAGGCUCGCAAGGCCCUCCAGAAAUUCCGAGGCAGCACGUAUAACCUAGACAAGGAGAUGAAGGCUCUGGUUGAUUUCUCGAACAAGAACAACCUGAAGAGGCUCACGGGUCUCCGGGAAAUAGUUCGAGCUCUUCUACAGCCGAACGCUCUAAAGCCUUUCACAUUAUUGUUCCUUUACUUUUUGAUUUACCAGUGGUCCGGAACGAACACCAUAACCUUCUAUGCAGUGGACAUCUUCAAAGACUCUGGAGCCUCGUUGGAUAAAUAUCUGGCUGCGGUCAUCCUAGGAGUCAUCAGACUACUGUCGACCAUCUUUGCCUGCAUUUUGUGUAGAAAAUGUGGAAGGAGGCCCUUGACAAUGAUCUCUUCGGUGGGUUGCGGACUAUCCAUGAUUGGAUUAGGUGGAUACAUGUGGCUGAAGGACUACUGGGUUGACAUCGGUGUGACUCCUACGUGGACUUGGGUGCCUGUGUUCUGUAUAUUUUCGUAUACCAUUACGUGUACUCUAGGAUUCCUGGUGAUACCUUGGGUCAUGAUCGGAGAGGUCUAUCCGGUUCAGGUUAGGGGCACCAUCGGAGGACUGACCACCAUGGCUGCGCAUUCCUUUGUAUUCAUGGUUGUCAAGACCUAUCCACUGCUCUCCGAUCUUAUGACCAGACAUGGAACUUUCAUCAUGUAUGGGUGCAUAUCUCUCUUUGGGACAAUAUACUUUUAUAUUUGUCUGCCAGAGACUAAAGGAAAAACGCUGCAAGAGAUAGAGGAUUACUUCUCGGGCAGGAGUAAUACCUUGAAGACUGGCAGGAUCGGACAUAAGCCAAAAAUCUUGGAAAUUAAGAAAGGACAUGUUUUACCGUGACGAUUGAAGGAAACUCUGGGUAUCCAAUUGUGCUAGUUCAUUGGAACAUGAUCCAAAGAUCUCCGAUGAGGAUAAAAAGAGGACAUUGAAUCGAAGCAUGACUCUUCGAGCACAAGAGAGUUAUUGACAAAGAAGCUGUUUCACUUCACCUCGUGGUAUUAAGAAGGCUGUAUUGAAUAAUUUGGAACUGCAUGACUUUGAACGCCGUUCAAUUAGCUAGAAUCUUUGACAAAGAGACAAUUAUUUGAUACCACAGACAAGGUCUUGGACUAUGGUGCUUCGUGCAAAGUAUGCUUUGCUGAACAGAAUUGACAGGUGCUAUUAUUGUAUUAUAGUAUUAUAAACUCGACGGAGAAUUAUUUAUAAAUGAAAUAUAUAAAUAACACAGGAUUACGUCGAUAUUAAGUUGUUCCGAAGGCAAAUGGAAUCAGUGCGUACCUACUGCAUUCCUAAUUCGCAUUGCAUAAGAGGUACACUUACUUAGAAUGUUAUUGCGGCGGAACCAAUGUACAUAGUAGAUAAUAAGAGCUGAACGCGCAAGUGACUUAUUUUUGUAAAGAGAGAAAGAAAAGAAAACUCGAUUAAAUCAUUUGUAAAAGA
This is a messenger RNA of Orussus abietinus, 2555 nucleotides long. RefSeq names its product facilitated trehalose transporter Tret1. Gene Ontology annotation, biological process: carbohydrate transport; transmembrane transport. Bases 351 to 1955 code for a protein of 534 amino acids. Gene Ontology annotation, cellular component: membrane. Lineage: Eukaryota; Metazoa; Arthropoda; Insecta; Hymenoptera; Orussidae. Gene Ontology annotation, molecular function: sugar transmembrane transporter activity. The record is from RefSeq and is a predicted model, not a curated record. The transcript has 3 exons.